Messenger RNA from Larimichthys crocea (large yellow croaker), 4720 nucleotides. Its product is annotated as sentrin-specific protease 5. Gene Ontology annotation, biological process: protein desumoylation; proteolysis. The record is from RefSeq and is a predicted model, not a curated record. Gene Ontology annotation, molecular function: deSUMOylase activity. Lineage: Eukaryota; Metazoa; Chordata; Actinopteri; Sciaenidae. Gene Ontology annotation, cellular component: nucleus. The transcript has 10 exons. The coding region runs from base 812 to 3097 and encodes 761 amino acids.
AAUACAGACUCGCAGCUCCUGUUUUUGCCUUUAAACGGCUCCAACUUCCUCCUGAAAAUGGAGGAAAUGUGUCGCUGCUUUGUGUUUUCUGUUUUGGCUGCGGCUAGCUAACUCAGCUAGCUCCAGUGGAAUGACUAACUUAUGCAAAACUUUGUGAAACGUGACAUUUGACUCGGUUAAACGACCUGACCGUGUGUUAUAUCGUGUCAGCACGCAUGCAUGUCACAGUAGCACUGAGCCCAGAGUUAUAUUAUCGCGACUAACGCAGGUUUAAAUGAACUAAAUCACUUAAUUGGUCGCUUCACUUCCAGCAGACACUGCUGAGGAUGCUAAUGACUCGCGGAGCUGCUAGUGUCUAAUUAACGCGCGCGCACCGACAGGCUGCCGCUCGGUGUCCGGUAAAUGUGGCCGUUAUGGCCGUUAUGUCGGUAACGGCAGCUCACCGAAAAGGAGACGUUAACGUGAAGAACAGCACGCGCUCUUAGACACGUACUUGUCCUCGUGAGAAGGAGACCAUGGUGGCGUUACUAUUCCACGCAGAGUCUACCCGUCACUGAGGAACACUCCUGCCAUGUUCUAGCCUGCUCUUGUACCAAAAGCCUCUAUGGUGGGAAAGGGUUGAGAACAAUUUCUUUUCUACACAGUGAAGGUACUUCAGGACGAAGAAUACCUGGAAGGAAGUGUCAGGAUAUAACCUAAGAAAAUAACAAACCACAACGCCUAAAAGUCAGAGGACCAAAGGGGGAGGAGAGGACAGGAGUGUGGCAGAGUGGGUGUUGGGGAUGGGGUUGAAGAGCCAAAGGAGGGCGUCAUGGUUCACAGCGGCUCUGCAUCCCCAAUGACAACAACGCCAUCAGCUUCACCUCAAUUAACUGUUCCCGCUACAACACCUCCUCUGCAAGCAGCCCCUGACGUGCCCCCUCCUGGAGACAUUACAGACCAGGACCUAACCCAGACCCCUGCCAAUAUCCAAAGCCACACCACAGACCUUACCUCCAACUCAGAGCUGACCCAAGCCUCCACUCUAAGUCCUGCUGAUGCCGAACCACAUGUUAUAACUCCAGGAAAAGCACUUGCUACUAAUUCCGAUCCAGCAUCAGCCUGGUCCUCUACACAGGCAUCAGCCCUUGCUCAGGGCUCAGUCAAUGGCCGUACGUCAGGCAGGAAGAGGACUCCUAAGGCCUGUGACUGCUGUGGCCCCAACAGUACAGGGCACAAUGUCAGAACCUCGGGCAGAGGGAGGGGUAGGGGCAGAGCAAGAGGUAGGGGAGCUGGUAGUGACCUCUGGGACACCCCAAAACGGAAAGUGGGUGGACAGCUGACGCAUAUCAAGUGUUUUGAUUUGACCAAGGAGAUGGUAGAAGAAGCAGAGGAUGAAGAUGACAGCUAUGAGAAGGUGCAAACGACUGUUGUAGUGGCUGAUACUCAGGCACGAACACCCGUUUCCCUCCCUGUCUCUGUCUCCCUGCAGUAUGGACCAAUAAGGAAUUCUGUUGCUCCAGAGAAAUGGGAUGCACAGAAAAUGGAGGACGUGUUGAUAGAGGGGUCAGGGGUUGAUGGUGCAGGAGGAAAAGGAGAUGAUGAUAGCAAGGACGUGGAGAUGAGAUUAUCAGGAAUGGCAGUUCGAGGGAAAGGAGGAAGGGGAAUGGUGGGAGCAUCUUCUGCAUCAAACAUGGAAGUAGAAGGUGGAUUCAGGAGGGGAGGUUUUGGUAGCGGCGUUAUCGGUCUUAAAACGUAUGCCCGACCUCGAUUAAUGUUUAUGCAGAGGCAGGGACCAAACAAAGAUGCACAGGUGGACCUUGAAGAGCAGCCUGAUCCCAGCUCAGUUAAAUCUGCAUUUGGAAAUGGAGACACUGUUAACCUGUCUGACACCGAACCUGAAGAGGAGGCGAAGGAGGACAACAUGACCUUGAGCGAAAUGGAAAAUGGACUACUCUCUUGCUCACGACAGUCACGUCCUGCUUCAAGGUCAGGAUCUUCCCAGGACCUUGACUCUGAGAUGCAGGUGGACCAAACUCCUGACGGAACAGACUCUGUGUCUUUACCAGUAGCUCUGUCCAAUGGAAACAUCACAUCAACGAAUGAGGACCACUGUUCCACACUUAUGGAGGUGGAAACUUCUCAUCCACCUACGGUGGUUCUUUCAUCCCAGGGACCUAUUACAGUAUCGAGCAUGGAGCACCACGGGGCAUUAAGAGACCACAGGCUGUACUGUCAGCCUGGAACCUGGGGGAAGAAGGAGAUGGAAGAAGUGUCGGGCAAAGAUGGAGAGAUGGAUGAAAAGACAGAGGAUGAAGAAAAUCUGGAGCAGCUCACUGAUCUGAUCCACGAGUUUCUGGAGAGCUUCUACAUAAAGUAUGGUGGGUUCAUUCCUCUCAGUGAGACUGAUGUCCUGGAAUACCUGAAGAAGAAGAAGGGCAACUCUGACCUCAGCAACAGGGGACUGGAUAUCAAACGAGAGAUGUCCCGGUAUAGGGCGGGGCUGGCCUCUGCUCCUGUUGCAGGUUUCAUGGUGACAUAUAACAAACAUAACCUGGGCCUGGAGGACCUUGGUACACUAGAGGAACAGAACUGGCUUAAUGACCAGAUUAUCAACAUGUAUGGAGAACUCAUCAUGGAAGCAACACAACACAAGGUUCAUUUUUUCAACAGUUUUUUCCACAAGCAGCUGGUUGCCAAGGGUUAUGAUGGAGUGAAGAGAUGGACUAAAAAAGUUGACCUGUUCUCCAAGUGGCUGUUGCUAAUUCCCAUCCAUUUAGAAAUCCACUGGUCUCUUGUCACGGUCACCAUGGCAACCAAAACCAUCAGUUACUACGACAGCCAAGGCAUUGUCUUCAGACACACCACAGAUAACAUUAUGAAGUACCUUCUGUCUGAAGCCAGAGAGAAGAAACAGACUGCUUUCCAGAAAGGCUGGAAGAUAACCAUCAUUAAGGGUAUUCCUCAGCAGAAAAACGACAGCGACUGCGGAGUAUUUGUCCUUGAGUACUGCCGCUGUCUCUCUGUGAAGCAGCCUCUGCUGUUCAGUCAGGAGGACAUGCCUCGCAUCCGCAAGAGAAUCUACAAGGAGCUGUGUGACUGUCGCCUCAACGAUUGAACGACUGAAUAAUGGUCACCCUCACUCACUGAUUGCUUGCCUGGUUACAUAAGAUGGUCUGUCCAAAUCUGUCAGACAGCCUGUUUCACUGACAGCCUGUUACAUAAGCUAACACAUGUUCCAGGGAGUCCUAACUGACACUCUGCCUGUUUGACUGACAGCAGAGUAGCUGGUCACUUUGGACUUCUGGUGACUUUUGGAACUCAAUAACAGUCUGUAGCUAAGCAGAUUUCUACUUGCAAACUUGCAAAGAACUACUGAUGUGGCCCCCCUACUGACCCACAAAAAAUGCUGGACCCGUACCCAUCAGGUGGUUCUUCCAUUCUAUAUUUACCAACCCCAAUGGAUUUCAACCAAAUGGCCAAACGGCUGCCUUUAAGGACACAAAGGAGCUCUGACUUGAACUGAGGACAGGCGUUGGACCAGCCUGGACCAAUGGGAAGGACUUUCCAUCCCACAUAGAGUGGCCUUACCUCCUGCAUGGCCAUUUUAACCUGAAUGACAUUUUUAACUGUUUAUUUUAUGCUGGACUUUACAGCAGUAUCAUUACAGUUGUAUGCGUGUCUUUUUUUUCUAACAUGUUCAUGAAGCUAGGAUGUGAGAUUCAGUGGACCAACCGUUCACUUUAAACUUGAAGGUUUGAGUUGGUUAUGUUCUGCUGGACUACAGAUAUUUGCACGGUUAGAGGCCUAUCCAUUGAAGAGUCGAGAAUAUCAACUGAAUGUACUGAUCACCGUACAGGCUAAUGGCACAUUUUGGCUAUAGCUUGAAACAGGGACAUAAUUUUUCAAGGUAGUUUUUGUUUAAAGUGUCAGAUUUUUGACACCUUACUCCAAAUAAUUUAGUACUAAAAUUCCAAUUUUUCCACCACAUAAUUUCUCGCUUUUUUGUUUUGCUGUGAUCACUUCCGUACAGUAGGUUUUGCACAAGCUUUUUUCAGCCAUUUCAGCUGAAAGCCAUUGUAUGAUAGUACUUUACAUUUGAAUUCGUCAAAUUAAGUCAAACGGUCUGCUGGUUUGUAAAUUUCAUGUUAAGCUGUACAGCCAGCUGUUCAUUUGAGGACCACAGUUUUUUAUUUUUUUAUUUUAGCGAAGCAGGUUCUCCAUGUUGACUUUAUAUUGUCAUGGCCUACUGCUUCACAUCGACGCAUUAACACAAGUGAAGAAAGUCACGGUUACAGAGCGGCCUCUUUAGCAGAGAAACAAGUAGACCUCAUUUUGUUCAAAUCUACAGUCCAAUCUGGAUUUUGUUGUUCUAUUAAUUGGCUUAUAUGUAUUUACAGAUUGUAUUGUACUUUACCUGGCCUACUACUGUACAUGCUUGCUUUGGCUAAAAACCACAAUUGUUUCUGAACCGUUUUUAUUGUUGUUAUUAAAAGGCCAAUACUGCUGGGAAAUUUGUUGCAGCUUUUCCCUUAAUUGGUUCUGAAUGCAUAAUGAACUGGUGUGAUAAAGAAAAUCACAAAAAUCUCUUCUCACCAAGUCCCAUGUACAGAUAGACACAUUGUUUCAGCAGUGCCUGUGUCAAACGUUUCUCCUCUAAGAGAUGUCCUUGAGAUCCAUUACCGAUUUUUAAAUAAAUAAAUAAAUAAAUGCCCUUGCCAAAAGUAAGGAGAGGAGUUCU